This is a messenger RNA of Micropterus salmoides (largemouth bass), 3405 nucleotides long. RefSeq names its product nuclear transcription factor Y, gamma (gene nfyc). Gene Ontology annotation, cellular component: CCAAT-binding factor complex; nucleus. Gene Ontology annotation, molecular function: DNA-binding transcription activator activity, RNA polymerase II-specific; DNA binding; protein heterodimerization activity. Gene Ontology annotation, biological process: regulation of DNA-templated transcription. The record is from RefSeq and is a predicted model, not a curated record. NCBI's taxonomy places the organism in Eukaryota, Metazoa, Chordata, Actinopteri, Centrarchiformes, Centrarchidae.
UUCCCUCCCCGCUCUCUGAGGCGCUUAUUGGUGGCCCGCUGAAGGGAUCAUGGGCGGUCAGGAAACUGGUAUUUCAUGUCCACCAUGUUGGCUCGUGUGUGAGAGAUUGUCAGUCAGACUGGCUAUUUCUACUGGCGCCCGAAUGGCGACAGUUGCAGAACGAACUUAGCCCUAAAAACCUUGAUUGGUGGAAUCUAGUCCGAGGUUUGAUUGGUCUGAGGGACAGAUCCAAACGUUGUCUUUAUUGGUUAGAUCGCUUCUUCCUAGCUUUGGAAAGCUUUGCAAACUUUCAUUUGAUGGAUGAGGUCGUUGUCCAGUGGUGAUUAAAAUAACACACACUACGAAUGGUCACCUGUGCUGUAGAACAGUCACCAGUGUUCAUCUCCAACAAGCUAACAUUAACUUGACUAACGUUAGCACGAAGCCACGGUCACCACUGACCACCAUAACGUUAGCCGCUAGAGCUAACUGUGUUUUUAAGGUCGAUGUCCUUGUAAGUGUUUAGAAGCCGGUGUGGCACGGUUUAGCACUAACGUUUUAUAUGCUACUAAUUAAAUACUUCCGUCUGCUACCCUGGGAUGUGGCAUUGGUUUCAGUGUCUCCUGCUAGCGGCUUUGUUCAUCCUAACUGGCUUAUAAUGCAGCGACCUAGUUAACGUUAAACAUGCAACAUCGUAUUAAAGGCAAAGUUACUCUAACAGUUAUGCCAGUGAAAAUGCAUUGUGCUAUCAAUAUAGCAAUUGUAUCGUUUUCUUACCCAGGUCAGUGUGACCAACACGCCUGUCCUUGAUAAAAUAUUAUGUACAUAGUAUAUAAAUAACGUUACUGAAAGUAUAGCUUUAAAUCUAACCACAAAGUAAAAAACAGAACAAUAUCAUUAAAAGCUGCACCUUGUUGGUUUAGUUUGGGUUUUGUCAUCAAUGAUUACCUUUUUUUUUUCCCCCCCCCCGCUCCUCCCAGAUUGAAAACAUAGAUAGCAAUGCCACCUCUCUGCUAUAAUCUCCAGUGAAUAUAAGAAUUUCAAAGGUGCUUCAGCAUUUCACAUUCAUUGUUAGCAUUGGAGACCAAAACUGUACAGUUUGCAGCCUCUCCUAACAUCUUAGUUUACUAUAUUAAUCUAGAAGAGCUAUAGUACUGUUGUGUUCUUAAUUCACUGUUAUCUGUGCACAUUUAACUAGCAGUUACAUUAUAUUUAAAAUGGCUGGAUGAGGGUCGGCAAUACCUUACAGAGCUUAACCCGAGUAACCUGUGUGCAGCUAACCAUUUAGUCAUGCAGGUUUGCAUGUGUUUUUUGCAUGUUUGUGGUUGAAUGGUUGGUACGGCCUGACUACCCUGAGGGUGCUGUGUGUUUAUAAAACCCAUAGUCUGGCUGGUGUGUUUAUCUCUAAACAGCAUGAGUGAGAGCAAACAUGUCCCUGCUACAGGCAGCACAGGUCAUGGGAAGGUCUCAUUUGUACGGUGACCUUGCCAGGUGUUAUUACUGAGGCAUUUUGGGUAACUACAGUACACCUACAGAGAGAGCUGCUCUGGCAUAGCAGCCACGCUGGAGAGAUUAAUCUUUGUGCAGAUCCACUCUAAUCAUUAACUGGAUAGCUUCUCUAGUCCCCAUGCUCCUUACAAAAAUAGAAAAGGGAACAUUUAGCUUUUUUCUCUUGAGUCUCUGUCUUGUACUCUCGCCCUCUCUACACUUGUUCUUCCCCUCCCAUCCUGUGACAACUCUCCUCUCUGUCCUUCUCCAUCCUUCCGGUUCCCCUCCCCCUGAAGUUUUUCAUUGAUGGGGCAGGAUUGCUGUCUCUCUCUCUCUCUCUCUCUCUCUCUCUCUUAAGCUUGUUCUGUUCUUCACUACAGUCAGGAUUUGCAGUAAUAUGCAGCACGAACACCCCCAUCAUUUGCACACGUUAUUAGUUAAAGGCUGCUCUGGACAAAAUAUCAGUACCAUCACACCUUCAGUUUCUGUUACUUGUAGACACUUUAAUGUCCAAGCUUUAUGUGUCUUGAUGAGUUUGCAUAUUAGAUGUUGAUUAACUUAUAUAGUUGUGCAUUAAACGCCAUGAGUUGUGCACGUGAGCAGCAGUGUCCUGCUGUGGUGUAGAAAGCGUGCACAUUAAAUUGAUGGUGAGUUAACAAGAAGGGCAUUGUAUGACAUUGCUGAUGUGGUUCGUUGAUGACGUUUUAAUUGUGGAAGUUGCUGUGAGCGUAGUUUUUGCGGUCAAGACAACAAUGUCUUUGUUUACAGAAUUUCACCCAUAUCUCUUAAGUCUUGUUUAUCCACAAAUAGGACGAGAAUCAAAUGCACUCUUGCUCUCCCCUCCCUUCUGUGGCUGCUCACCAGUCAGCUGAUUCUUCCUCAGCUUGUACAAGGGCCCCGCAAUGAUCUGUUUUGAAGUAAUUUGUUUUUGUGUAAAUAUGAUUGACACCAUAAUUAGGGUUUGACUGGAUUAAUAAUGUUGUGAGUUACAUAACUAAAUGUUCCCACGAGUCAGGAUAAAGUUUAAUUCAACUAAUUCAUAUUCCAAGCGAGUAACGAGUGACCAUGCAUGCAGACAAUUUGUUUCCUCUCCUAGCCUAAUAUUAACAGUACAAUGAAUAUCAUUAUAAUAAGUAGGCUGGUUAGAGGCUAGAUGUUUGCGGUGUGUACAUGUGACUGAGCAAGGAUGAAUGAGACAGCAAGGGCAAAAACGUGUACGUGGGUGUGCGUGUGUGGAUGUGCAUUGUUACCUGUGCACAUGUAUGAGACAACGAGUCUGCCUAGUAUGCUUUUGUACUUUAAAUCAUCAUGUGGAUGCAACAUGCAGCACCCAUUCUGGCACUUGUUUCAGCCAGUGAGGGCCAGCGUGGCUCUCUGCAUCACUGCGCCGUCAGCCUGUAGCAGCAGAGAGGAGGCGGGGCGGAGGGAGACAUUUAGUUUGACAUUGUAAAUAAGCAGAGAGCAGUUGUCAGAGAGCAGCCCGUGGAACCUUUCUCAUCCGUCCAGCAGCGGGAGAGGCAGGGAGCGCCCGAGGACAAACAAUGCCGAGAGUAGAGGAUGUCCGCAGAUGCGUUUGGAGCUGGGGGCAGCGAUGCCCAGCAAACCCUGCAGUCCUUCUGGCCUCGUGUCAUGGAGGAGAUCAGGAACCUGACUGUAAAGGAUUUUCGUGUGCAGGAGUUACCUCUGGCUCGAAUCAAGAAAAUUAUGAAGCUGGAUGAGGAUGUCAAGAUGAUCAGUGCAGAGGCGCCGGUCCUGUUUGCCAAGGCAGCUCAGAUCUUCAUCACAGAGCUCACCCUCAGAGCAUGGAUCCACACCGAGGACAACAAGAGACGUACGCUACAGAGGAACGACAUUGCCAUGGCAAUAACAAAGUUUGACCAGUUUGACUUCCUGAUUGACAUUGUGCCCCGGGACGACCUGAAGCCACCUAAACGACAG